This is a messenger RNA of Pezoporus flaviventris, 7987 nucleotides long. RefSeq names its product BTB domain containing 8 (gene BTBD8). Gene Ontology annotation, molecular function: protein binding. The transcript is spliced from 17 exons. Bases 2444 to 7549 code for a protein of 1701 amino acids. The record is from RefSeq and is a predicted model, not a curated record. NCBI's taxonomy places the organism in Eukaryota, Metazoa, Chordata, Aves, Psittaciformes, Psittacidae.
UUAACAAGUACUUUGGAACAAUAGGAGAGGCUGUCCUAACAGCUUUCAGUAAAAGUUAAGUUAUGAUGAUGUUAAUUCCAGUGACUUUUGGUGUUCUCACAAAUAACAAAAAUUGACUCCUUGUGCUUCUAAAUACGGUAUUUCAUGAAAAUAAACCCUGCUCUUUCUCUUCCCUUUUAUUUGUGUUGUCUUCAUGUUUGCUAGUGGCAUACAACAUAUCUGCUUGAGAUUUUUACAUUCUUGCAGACAGUGGGUAUGGCCCAUAGUAAAGAAAUGUACAUCUUCACUGGAAGUACUAAAGAAGUGGAUCAUAAAUCCAAAUUCUUUUUCAACCCAACUAUUAACAUGGGAUUUCUUUGUGAUUGUGUUUUUUGUAUUUUUAGUGAGCAUAAAGAUUUGUUACUGAUUCUAGUUUGUAUGGCUCUGUGGCUGUUCUGAGAACAGAAUUGCUUGGUUGGUCUUCUACUGAGACUAUCAUUUUCAAGACUGUGUGGAGUCAUGCAUCUACAACUGACAGAAACAGGUGGGCCUUGAAGAGAGUUCUAAGGCAGAGAAACUUCCCAAAGGAAUUUAGCCUAAGAGAUACAGAGUGUUCACCUUCAGGACACCUUUGAGAAAACAAACUGAAUGAAAUCUUUAGAUGCAUGAAAGUAACUUUGGUUAGGCUGCUUAGUGUUUUCUUAGUUCUUUGCAAGCUACCCACUAACUACAUGCUUUUCUUCAAAGUGCAUUUUGAGAUGCCUACAUAUGCUAUCCAAGUAGCCCCAUACUGCUUGCAUGUUCUGGGAAGCUCUUUGAUCACAGUGUACAAUCUAGUACUUUCCUAAUCAUCAUUAGGGAUAUGUUGGAAGAACUGGAAUGUUUUUGCACCUUCUUAGAGUGUUCAAAUGACUAUGAAAACUGCUUCUUGUAAAUGCUUAACUCAGUUCAAAACUGGUCAGGUUCUAAGACCUCUUGCUGAUAACCUCUGUGUGAUUUAAAGAAUUUUUAACUGUAUAGAAUAGUAAUUUUCUGCACUUCAACUUACUAAACUAAGGUGUCACAUCAAGACGUUUGGAAGAAGAACUAUUCAGAUCAUAAUUCUGCAGUAAGGGUACUAGUUUCUUACAGCAACUGUGUUUUAAAAGAGGUGGUUUAACAUUAUCACUAGAACAUGUGAACUCCAAGGUCCAAGCCAUGUGUUUUGCUGUGGAUGAAAGAUUUCCCUAGCUUUUAUUUAUACAGGAAGAUGCCAUUUGAUACUCUGUAGAAGACAGUCUAGAAAACUUCACUUUGCCUUUAGAAUUAAGCCUAUAAAAUAUAAAGGAUGUUGCCAAGCAAAGUUUUUUCUGUAACAGGGUUUAGAAAACCACAGAAUAUUCUAUUCUGGAAAGAACAUCUAAUGGGAUUUAACUGAGAUAAAGGAAAAUUUCUAAACUUUAAAGAUGUGCCAAAAUCAUUACUGUUUUCUGAGAACCAUAAAAUGGGUGCCUCUAUGAAUCUUUAAAAGUAGUAAAAUUCAUUUUGUGUUAAGAGGGACUGUUAAUAUACAGGUAUUCUGCUGAGUUUCUGGAAGUAGUGAAUCCAGGGCUGUGACAUAUUUUUAGAUGCUACCUGAAAUUAUCAAGCUUCCUUGACUUUACAGGAAAAAAAAUCUGAUUUCAAAUAGAGUUAACUUUUUUAGAUCUAGAAACCAGUUACUUACUUCUGGUUUAAUAACAUGCCACUUGUUUUAUGUACAGUUUCUAGUUAUGGAAAAGAUGCCAUUACUGACUUAAGCCUAGGGGUAACAGAAAUGCAUUCCUGAGGUUUCUUAUGUAGAUUAUCUGAAAACACCCUGAGGAUUCCCAGGAGAUUGUUGCCUCAUUGCCCAGCUUAUCAGAUUCCCUAUGGAUAUGUUGUUCAGUUACAGGCAGAAAGUAAGCAAGAAAAUCGUAAUAAUGAAUUUAUGGCAAAGUAGUAUGUCUGUUACUGCUAAUUUCUUCUCUCUCAAAGUCCAUCUCUACUGUCUUUACAUGUUAAAUACGCAACAGCUCUGCAGCAACAGAAAGGCGAAUAAGUAAAGUUCCAGUCCAAAUUUAACCUGACAUGUUAUGAAUGGCAGUUUUCUCUCAACAAACCCUUACUGGAGAUCUUCCUGCAGUUUUUCACAUUCAGUAUGUGUUACCAGUUUACUUUGUGACUGUAUUUGUUUACACCUGGUGAAGAUGUAGGGAUAAAGUUGGAAUUACUGGAUUUUUUUCUAGUAGAGGCAGUCUGUGUGACUUAAGUGGCGUUUCUUGGAAGAUCUAAUGUGGAGAAACAACUUGGAAGACAACAUUUCAGAACACCAGAAUACUUCUGUGGAGUUUUGAAAUCUGUAGGUCAUUUUGGUUUCUACUCUGAAUUUCUGUUCUUGAGCUCUACUGCUACACAGCUGUAAAACACAGAUGUUAAGUACUGAGAAGCACACUGAGUGGGGAAAAUGUGUGGCAGACAUGGUCUUGAAUUUUCUGAAGGAUUGCAAAGUCUACUUGCUCAAGCAAGCAACCUGUCGUCCUGUUCUUGGCUUGUAUAUUCAUCUGAUAAAAAUCUCAAAGAAGCUGAGGAGCCAGCUAUGAUUAAAAAAGUACUGGAACCCAAAUUAGUACAGGAAGACAACACUGCUACACUUCAGAACACUCAAACAAAUGCAAGUUGCCUUGGAGACAGCAUAAAACCACCUGUUGAUCAGGAUGCUUCAAGUGGAGCUGGGCAGAAAGAAGUUGCUUCUUCACCUUGUAUUGAACAGGAACUUCCAGCAGUAGUCAGUGAUGCAGAAAGCAACAAAGCCACUGCAGGUAAUUCCAAACUAGAAACUGCAUCUGUGUUAGGCGAAGACUUAAUGAUGCUCUACAAGAAGUGCUGUUGCCCAGAUAUUAAUAUUUGCGUAGAAGGCAAAGAGUUUCAAGCUCACAGGGCCAUUUUAUGUGCCAGAUCUAGUUACUUUGCUGCUAUGCUGAGUGGAAGUUGGGCUGAAAGCUCCCAAGAGCGCAUCACUCUUCAAGGCAUAAGCCAUGUAGAAAUGAGUGUCAUCUUGCAUUUUAUAUAUGGAGGUAUUCUGGACUUCCCAGACAAAGUUGAUGUUGGUCGCAUGCUGAGCAUUGCAGAUAUGUAUGGCCUCGAUGGGUUGAAAGAAGUAGCCAUCUACAUUUUGAAACGAGAUUACUGCAAUUUCUUCCAAAAGCCUGUUCCUGGAAAACACCAACCUGUAUUAGAAUGUAUGGCUAUUGCUCACUUGCUGGGAGUGGAAAACCUAUAUGCUGCUUGCAUGAAAUGGGUAGGAAAACAUUUUGCAAAAUGUUUGUCAGAGAAAAGCUUUGCCAGCUUACCUACUGAACUUCAGAACAACUGCCUUGUUAUGUUGAUUAACUCUUUGAGCCACAAGAAUGCUGUUUUCCUUUUGAUGGAGAGUGACCGCCUGAUAAAUAGCCUUCCCCAAGUGAAGUGGACAGAGCCAGCUGUAGCCUUGGCAUCCAGGCUACAGGAGGAAUGUGUAACAUUUAUUGUGGCAAACUUCCUACACGUAGUACAAAGCGAAGGCUUCUCUACUCUGCUUCAGGCACAGGCAAUGAGCAGCAAACCUGACCUUCUAGAACUGAUUUUUAAUGCAACUGAAAAAAGUAUUAAUAAUGAAAACAGCUGCUUUCUCCUUGUAGCUGUGGAUACAUUGUUGGACUCCACAAAUGUGAAAGAGAUGGGUUUUACGUGCAAGAUCCAGGCGCUGCGUGAUAAGCUCUGGGUCUUCCUGGUUCAGUCUUUUUAUGCUGUUCGUCACACGGAAAGCUGGAAGCUGAUGAGGCCAGACCACCAACAGAAAAUACAAGCAGCUGCAUUUGACAAGGGUGAUGACCGAAGACUUGGCAAAAAACCCGUAUUCACUAGUUCUCAGCUAAACAAAUCUAUUACUGAAUCCGUUGGUAUAAGGAAUACUUCCUGGACAGAAAACAGCAAGAAAGAUUGCUGGGGAUAUUCUUCCACUAAUCAGGAUAAAAUGAAAUCUGAUGGAUUAGGAGCAUCUGGACAUACAUCUAGCACCAACAGAAACACUGUUAAUAAGGCUUCAAAGCAUGAGGAUGUAAAAGGGAAAGAUGGCAAAAAAAUAGUUUCCAAGAUUGCUAAGGAUUCAAAACCUGGGGAAAAAGCUGCUUCACCAAAGGCUAGAGCUGUCAUAAAGACAAAACCAGAAAAUAAUGGAAAUGUAAAGGCUGAAAGCAUGCUUACCAAGCAAGAGCUAGAAAAGACAUCAUCUGCAAGUGGCCAAAAGAAUUCAGGAAGUGGAAAAGGACUAAAGAACCAUGAAGGAAAAACUGCAGGUGCCAGACCUAAAGUGCUGUCAGUAACUUCAAGCAUGCAGAUUAAAACAAAGCCAUUGAAAAAACCCACAGGGAAGGAAUCUCCCUCUUCAGUGACUGUGGCAGGAACUUCCAGCAAGUCCCCGAACUCAAACACAGAUAACCAGACUGCGAAUGAACAGACUGAGGAACCCAAAGAGGAGAAAUUGGUAGAGGAAGGGAAAAAACAGACAGUGAAAACAAAGUCAUCUGUGAAAACACCAAAUGGAGCCACCAACAAAACCAAAAAGACUGAGCUUGAGGCUAAUGUCACCACAAGCAGUCUGACCAAAAAAUCAACUGGAAAGGGUUGUAAUGAACAAAAUGUGCAAGGUGUUCUCAAGAAAAAAAUGAAUGCGAGUAGCAAUUCUGCAGCACAGCAAAAGGCUCAAAACACACCUACCAAUUCUCCCAAGAACCAAGGACCUCAGGGGGAAUCGCCCAAUUCACUGAAAUCAGGAAUGUCCCCAAAACAUAAUGAAGAAAAAUCUGUAUUACAGCAUCUGGUUCAGACAACACACCCAGAAAAACAUCCUUCAGCCAAGAAGAAGAGUGUUAAGCAGUCACAAACACCUGUAGCAAAAGCCACUGCAAAAAUGACCCCUAAAACUGCUGUUCCAUCAAAGCACGCUGAGAUUACAAAUAGUAAAGACCCAAAAAUGAAAACAGCUGGGCAGUCUGUAUUAAAAUCUCAGUCCUCUGCCCAAAAACAUCCCAGGAGUGAGUCUCCUGUUGUCCAGAAGAACAUGCACACCUCUGAGCACAGAAGUUCAGGACAGAAACUUGAAAAAAAUGUGCCUGAUGACAAUAAUGAAUGCUGUUCUGCAAAGCAAAGUGAAGCUUUAAAACCUGGGAUGCAGAGUAGCAGUGAAGAUAAACUGCUGGCACCCUGUCAGUCCAUUAAACAAAAAUUGCCAGAUCCUUCUGAAAAUGUGGAAAAUAAAAUACAAUCCAAAUCAUCUCUAAUUACAGAAGAAGCUAUGUCUCAACUGCAUGUUUCACUGCAAAAUGGAAAGAAAGCAAGUCAAAUCUGUGGAGAUCAGACUGGAAUUAAACAGAUGGAAUAUACACAGAAAGAUAAGACAGUUGAAGUUCCCUGUCACACGCAGUCUUCCAGUGAUGGAUAUUCAGAUUUUUCCAACGAAACAAAUCAAAAGGCCACUGCUUCAGAACUGGUGAAAUAUUCAAAAGCAACAGAAGUCUGUACUGAACAAAGUGAUCCAUUAAACUCUGAAACAGGUGUUAACUAUGGUGAAAAUGCUUUACAAAGCUUUUCCAGAACCAUAACCAACGAAGAGGAUGAGACAUCAUCUCCUCAGAUUCAUAUGGAGGAACUUCUUACAGCUGAUGAGCUGUGUGACACAUCAGCCUUGACUGAAUACAAAUCAGUUUCAGCAGAUUUAGAUGAUGUUUCAGAAUGUUCCACAGAACAAAUAACAGAAAAAUAUUCACCUAGUUACACAGAGCCUAUAGAUCCUACAGAAAUGCCAGAAAACCAUGAAAAUGCAGAAAUUCCCUUUGUGGACCACUGGAGUACUGGUGCACUAGAUCCAAAAGAGAGUCCUGAAUCAGAUACUGGCAGUGCAACCACAUCCUCUGAUGAUAUAAAGCCAAGAUCAGAAGAUUAUGAUGCAGGGGGCUCUCAGGAUGAUGAAGGAUCCAAUGAAAGAGGCAUUUCUAAAUGCAGCACUACGUUAUGCCACGAUUUUCUCGGAAGAAGCAGCAGUGACACGAGUACACCCGAGGAAUUAAAAAUUUAUGACAGCAGCCUAAGAAUAGAAGUGAAAAUGAAAAAAGAGGGUUCUGAUCUCUUCCGUGUUAAUUCAACAAGUGAUGAUGAAAUACCAAGAAAAAGACCUGAAAUUUGGUCCCAUCAAGAAAGUGCGAAGACCAAUACUAGAGAAAGCAAAAGUUCUACUUUCAGUAACACAGAGUUUACUCAGGAAGCAGACCAGGUUUCUUCUUCUGCUGAUGAAACAGAAGACGACAGAUCUGAAGCAGAGAAUGUUGCAGGAAAACUUCCUCCACCAAAUGUUCCUACUCAGCAGUUCCAAGGAAUCGAUAAUUUAGCUUUUGAAGAUGCAACAGAAAAUGAUGCUGCAAGUCAAGGGUUCCCUAAAACUAAAAACUUCAAACGAUCUGUUUUACUUUCCGUAGAUGAAUGUGAAGAAUUGGCAACUGAUGAUAGAGUGGACUCUCAUACUUCACGUCAGCAUUCAAUAGAUUCUCUUACUCCUUCAGAAGUAUUUGACAGUGUUUCUCAAGAGCACCAUGGAAAUACUUUCUAUUCUGGAUACUCACUGGAAAUUGAAGAUGGAUUCCUGCAUUCCAAACAGCAUAAAGAGAGAGACAAUAAAUCAGAUAAAAGUGAAAGUCCUCUCCUACAUCCUCAUGGCACUGAAAUCCCAAGGAAGGGGGAUCAAGGUGUUUCAAUGACUGAACAAAACUGCCCAGAGAAAGUAUGCUCAGCAGCUAGUCCGUGUCCAGGAGAAAAACAGAAAGCAAACAUGAAGAAUGAGGUGGCAAGUGAAUUUAACCAGUGCAAUAAGUACUUAGACAGUGAUGCAAAAUCUCAAGAAAGACCUUGUCAUUUGGAUCUUCAUCAGAGAGAAGUUAAUUCUGAUGUGCAUAAGAGCAGCUCUGCAAAACCCAUAGAAGCCAGUAAGAAUCAACUACUGACUCAAGAAGGUCAAGUGAGAGACAGUCAACCAGCAACUACUGAAUGCGCUAAUACUGAUUUACUUCCAGGAGACAUAGAUGAGUAUGACACAAUGGCAAAAACCUGCAUGUAUGAGCAUCGGCCUUCAAAAACCCUUUCUCCAAUAUAUGAGAUGGAUGUUGGAGAAGCAAUUGAACAGAGGAUGGAUUCGGAAACAGCAGUUCUAGAUGUGGAUUUUGAAGAUCAGCAGUUUGCAGAACAGGACUGGACUCUACUCAGGCAAUUGUUAUCUGAGCAGGACUCAAACAUCGGGUUCAAAAACUCUGUUCCUGAAGACCUUAACCUAGCACAAUGUCUCAUCAAUCAGACACUGUUUCUGGCACGAGAUGGUUCGAAUCCUCAGGGUACAUCACAAGUUGACACAUUCAGCAGGUGGACUGAACUAAUGUCUCCACUUGAUGAUUCUUCAGCAAGCAUUACAGUGGCAAGCUUUUCAUCUGAAGACUGCUUGUCCCCUCAAGGGGAAUGGACAAUUCUUGAACUGGAAACCCAUCAUUAAGGUGAACUCCAACCCAUUCCCCAAAUCUAUUUAUGAUGAGUUGUUUCCAUACAAUAAUGAUACUGCAUCAGUCAAGAACAAGCAAUUCUUGAUACUGAGGCAAUCUUUCUGAUAUUAUGAGGUAAAUAUGUUUAUUUAUAAUCUAGAUUUAAUUGCAAGUACAAUAAUUUUUCAAGACUUAAAUGUAUGUCUUUUCUAAAAAUGAAUUUUGAGCAUGUAUUUUCUAGGAUUGUUAGAAAAAUUAGAUGAUAUAAAAGAAAAAUCUUGGUUUCCAUCUUCACUUUUAUCUUCUUUUCUGACAUCUAAUCUUCUCAUUGACCAAGAAUUUCAAGAUGACUGCACAAUUAGUAGAGUUAUUCUCGUUCCUUUUUUUCCUUCUUCUCUCUAUAUGGUGACUUUAUUUUACAAUAAUAAAGAUUCAGAAUGGUUGUGUUGAAA